AUGAUUGGCGAUAAUUGUUCGGUGAAUCAGGCGAUUGGUCGAAAAUUGGAUGUACUGCCUUUUAUUGGUUGUGCUAGUCACCGUUUUCAGCUGGCUGUGAAUGACGUUUUGGCCAAUGAAGAGACGCUAUUGGCCAAAAUACAUGCACUGAUGAAACAUUUGAGCACUAUCAAGUGUCGAGCUGUGUUAAGAAAGGUUACGCCGCUGGCGCCUGCUGUGCGCAACGCGACGCGUUGGUCAAGCGUGUUCAGCAUGGUGGAUCACUACACUAAGCCACAUCGCGCACUGCAACCAAUGGACCACGCGACAAUCUCUACGCAUGGUAUCGCGCUCUUCAUGCUAUCGGAGAGAGAGACUGCCCAAGCGACGGAGCUGCUGUCGACGCUGUACGACUUCCAGGAAGUCACGAAGGCUUUGCAGGACCUCACAUUGACGCUAAUAAGGGUACGGCGCGCUUUUGACUGGGUCUCGCGCCAAUAA
Molecule: messenger RNA, 480 nt
Organism: Phytophthora nicotianae INRA-310
Lineage: Eukaryota; Oomycota; Peronosporomycetes; Peronosporales; Peronosporaceae
Exons: 1
Coding region: 1-480 (159 amino acids)
Source: RefSeq, a predicted model, not a curated record